AUGCCGCUGAUAACUCUUGCUUCGAACGUUCCCGCGAGUAGAUUUCCGAGUGAUUUCAAUGUUCAGUUCACGGAGUUAAUGGCGAAAAUGCUAGGAAAACCAACAAGUCGGAUACUUUUACUGGUAAUGCCAAAUGCACAAUUAUCACAUGGCACCACUGAAAAUCCAUCAUGUUUUACAGUGGUCAGUUUAAUUUAUUAA
This is a messenger RNA of Brugia pahangi, 201 nucleotides long. The record is from the annotation of a GenBank genome assembly. NCBI's taxonomy places the organism in Eukaryota, Metazoa, Nematoda, Chromadorea, Rhabditida, Onchocercidae.